CCUCUCCUUUCUUGUGUCCCUCCAGUACAGUUUCCUCCAUUGAAUUUGUGGCAUGAUAAUUUCUAGAAGUUUGUAUCUGCCUAGUAUUCUCAACCAAACGUUGUAUGCCCUUCGAUGACACACUGCGAUACUCAGCCUCGACAUGUCAACACAUUUACAGCAAGCAAUAAAAAGGACUCCAAGCUGCACCAGCUGAAUCUCCUCAUGUUUGAUCGUGAAUAAGCCUCCAUAGCUUACUAGCCAUGUGGUUGUAGUUUAUUAGCAAGAUGGCUUUCACGUUGGAAUGCAAGGACCGCUAUGCGGUUCCUACGGAUCCGCUAUGGGAUGGGGGAUUGAGAGCCAAAGACCCAGGCCCAGGACACUAUGAUCCAUACCCGUUCCUGAAUCCAGCGACGCAUCGCAUGCGGAGUGCGCAGAAUUAUCUUAUGGUCCUCGAGACAAGGACAACUUCGGGUUUUGAUUUGAACAUUGAUUGUAAUUGCAAGAGUCUCGCCAUGAUCUCUGGUAAGUAAAAAACACGACUAGGUGAAAAAGCUCCUGAAGGGUAAAAAUAUGCAUUUAGAAUAACUUCGUGUGGUGCGUGCUGUCCUUGAACUGCAGAAGCUAAAUGUAACAGCUUCAAAUCGUACAUAGGUGAUCUUGGUGUCUCAUCAUGAUCAACAUUUCUACUACGGUCACACAUUUGAUGAGACAAUUUACUUCUCCCUAUUUAAGACAUCAUCUUUCUUCGUCCUUCUCGCAUCUUCUAAUCCUUCAGACCGAGAAUGUCAGGACUCCUUUGCAGGUCGUAGUUUGUACGCCCAACAGCCGAUGUUUCUUUCACUGCCACAGAAGGAAAGAAACAAAUUUUGGGCGAGACACCGAGAUAUGCUCGAUAACAGGAAAAUCAAGAAGAUGGAAAAGGUUUUCCUAGACUGGAAAGACACAAUAUUAAGGGUACAAGAAAUCCAUCUUCACUCUCAUCUUCUUGGUCCCCUUUUUUAUAAGGGAAAAGGACACCCAAGAUGCUGCUGAAGAUGUAUUUCCCUCAGUUCUAACAAUAGCACCACCGCCAAUAAUCAACGGACAACUGGCUACGUCAGGUUCGGGAUCGACUAGUGCAGGAGGUAUAUUCUAUGCUGGUUUAUUCUGUAGUUUCACUUUUUUUUUGCUUGUGCAUCUGCAAUAAUAGGCUACGUUGAAAAAUUUGAAGUAAGAUGUGCUCUUUUCAACCUCAGGAAGUUAACAAUCCUCUUAAUGUCGAGAAAACCCACCACAAUUACCGCAGGUCCCGGCAAAAUGCGCAAGGGUAGUGGUACAUCUAGUGCUCUGACACUUGCUGCUGCUGAGAAACUGGGUUCAGGCAACAUUGCGCCAGGCAAUGCGAUGGCCCGACAACAGCAAAGGAAAUUUUAUGCCUGUUGGACUUUGUUGUAUCUCAGAAGUUUCAAACCACAUCAAGCAUUGGGUUCUGAUUUGAUUAGAGAUCGUCGAAAUCGAAAUGUGAGUACAGCAAGUGAAAGAUAAAUGGUUUGGAAGUAGAGGACGAAGGUGCAAGAUCUUCUGAUUACCACAACCACCACUGAAGAGUCUAAGUUCCUGCCUACCAAGACAACAAUAUUGCAACGGAAGUGAUGAACAAUAGCAUGCCUGGUGUGGGUCGGCCGACACAGGUAGAGCAGAUGACAAGAACCCUUCCAGGUUCCUUCUUCGAGGCAGUCGAAAACACGGGAAGAAAAGAUGGAGACUUUCUGUUGCAGAAUUAGGGCCAACGUCUUCGAACAGAUAUUAGCAUAGGUAGCUACCUAACAGAUAUUAACAUAGAGGCCAACGUCUUCGAGUAGCUACCUACAUAUAUUAACAUAGGUAGCUACUAGAGGUACCACCUUACAGAAAUUAAUAACCAUUGCAUGUUGAAAAUUGUCCCCUCUCCUCCCCGCUCUAAAACCCAGCAGCUGCAGAUCUAGUCUUUACGAAUAGAGACUUGCCGAUAACAGCUUUUGCACGCGUACCAGCAAAUCUAGGGAAUAAACCUCUGCUAAAGCGAGUAGCGCAAGAGCCCUGUCACGAAAUCUACGACACGAACACGAGUACCCUCUCCUUCGCUGAAAGAAGAGCAUUGCAGAGGAAAUUCAGGUACUACUCGUUAGUAACAACAAGCCAUCUCCUGAGAAGUCCUGACCCUGAGCAACGCCACAACGUCAUUCUUAUCAACAAAACAAAAACACUGCGUCCUUCCUAACAAAUAACAGGUUAACGCACGGGUUGUCGAAGAUUCAGAGGAAAGUCCUAGAAAGUCGAAAGACCGUUGCUUCCAUAGCCAGUUUAGCGCGAGACACCGCGAAGAACAAACAAGCAUCGAAAGUCGUGGAGCCAGCGUGGUACAUCCCGCCGCUGCCGAAGGAAGAAGGGUUAGGCGACAUGCUGGCUAACAAGAGUCUGCGUAACUACAAGGUAGUUGCUAGAGCGCGUGCUUUGGAACCGAACUCGCCGAAUCAGAAGGAUUGUAUCGCGACUAGGUGGACAGGAAUUGGGAGUAGGGAUGCUUAGGUCUCGACGUGGCAAUGUUUGGAGACUUGAUGAUGCACCUAGUAAUCGACAUCGGGUUCGCGUCACAGACACAGACACAACAACAUUCAUCAUCAAUUUCGUCAUAUUCCAUGUACGAAAUACAUUCCACCGACCACUUGCUAUAAUUUAACUAGCACUAGAAGAUUGAUACAGUUCCAGAGUCACUCAUCAAAUUAUACGUUUAUGUUCAUGGGACAUCCUUAGCCAAAUCUUACGAGCAUCGAGAAGUUUUCGAGGAAAUUAGAAGAAACUCAACAUUACUGCAAGAGAUAGAGAUGACAGAGUUUACUGAUACUGCUUUUCUUGUGUCAUGCAUAGAGUUACCAGUUUGUUACUAGGAUCACUUAAUAUAAUAAUGUAAAAGUUGUACUUGUACGUGUUUUCACCAUGAUCAAGAAAGACAUAUAGGUAGUGAUUCUAUCCCGAAAAGAAUCGCCGUUCGAGCUCAUACAUAGAAGACUCCUCGAGAAUAUACUUGGACAACAUGACUUGUAACAAACUACCACAGGCAUAUCUGCAACCCAAAGAACAAUAGCAAGAGGACAAACAUUUUCAACCUGUACAGUGCUUGUACGCCGUAAAUAAAUUUAGAUGUAUAUUAAAUCAGUAGCAUGAGUCGAGCAGGAAGUUAUGGACAAAGUGCAGGAACUCUCCUACUAUGUAUUGACUGC
Messenger RNA from Amoebophrya sp. A25, 3221 nucleotides. The record is from the annotation of a GenBank genome assembly. NCBI's taxonomy places the organism in Eukaryota, Dinophyceae, Syndiniales, Amoebophryaceae.